This is a messenger RNA of Mesocricetus auratus (golden hamster), 540 nucleotides long. Its product is annotated as 40S ribosomal protein S7-like. The record is from RefSeq and is a predicted model, not a curated record. The coding region runs from base 39 to 452 and encodes 137 amino acids. Gene Ontology annotation, molecular function: structural constituent of ribosome. NCBI's taxonomy places the organism in Eukaryota, Metazoa, Chordata, Mammalia, Rodentia, Cricetidae. Gene Ontology annotation, cellular component: small-subunit processome; ribosome; 90S preribosome. The transcript has 2 exons. Gene Ontology annotation, biological process: ribosomal small subunit biogenesis; rRNA processing; translation.
AAAGGGGCCUCAAAGUCUUGUUGCUAUGUGUAGAAUUAAUGAGAACAAUUGAAAAAAAAAUGGCUGAGCUUCUUAGGAGCUGUGAAGGCCUGCACCUCACUGUACUGUUGCAUCUUCCUCCGAAUCACCAGCUGAAAUCUUUCCAGAAAAAUCCAAGUGCAGCUGCUUCGGGAAUUGGAGAGUUUAGUGGGAAACACGUGGUCUUCACUGCUCAGAGGAGGAUUCUGCCUGAGCCAACUCAGAAAAGCCGUACGAAAAAUAAGCAAAAGCACCACAGAAGCCGCACCCUCGCUGUAGUGCAUGAUGUCAUCCUUGAGGACUUGGUCUUCCCAAGUAAACUGUGGCCAAGGAUCCUGGUGAAACGGGAUGGCAGCCGGCUCGCAAAGGUUCAUUUAGACAAAACAGCAGAACAACAUGGAGCACAAGUUCGAAACUUUUUCUGGUGUGUAUAAGAAGGCCAAGGGCAUGUUAAUUUUGAAUUCCCAAAGUUUCAGUUGUAAAGAAAAUGACUGAAUAAAAUGUCAUUCAUAGAAAAAACAU